CAGCUCAUCUUCAGUUUGACCUUUAAUCUUGGUAUAAGUGAAAUAAGAUGAAGAAUCAGCACCAGCAGCAGAGACUACAGUAUAUCUGCGCCAAGUCAACAAUAAAAUUGAUCUCAUCCUUCAAACUGCUUCUUCUCCUCAUGCAUUUUAUCAAGACUGUCAAUCUCAAUCACCUGAAGCUUUGGUGCAUACUCCGACCAUUCAGGUAAAGAAUUCCUUACAAUAGCCACAAUACUAUCUCAUCUCUGAUCUCCAUACAGCAAAGCAAUAAGCUUCUUCCCUACAGCUCCAUUCCCCCCAAUAACAGCUGCACUAAACCCCUCUAAUUUCUCCAUUUCUAAAACUAUACA
This is a messenger RNA of Moneuplotes crassus, 350 nucleotides long. The record is from the annotation of a GenBank genome assembly. Lineage: Eukaryota; Ciliophora; Spirotrichea; Euplotida; Euplotidae.